This is a messenger RNA of Mangifera indica (mango), 2220 nucleotides long. RefSeq names its product rab GTPase-activating protein 22-like. The transcript has 5 exons. Gene Ontology annotation, molecular function: GTPase activator activity. The coding region runs from base 263 to 1906 and encodes 547 amino acids. Lineage: Eukaryota; Viridiplantae; Streptophyta; Magnoliopsida; Sapindales; Anacardiaceae. The record is from RefSeq and is a predicted model, not a curated record. Gene Ontology annotation, biological process: activation of GTPase activity.
UUCAUUAACAACUUUCUCACCGGAAUCCAACUCGGCGGUGGCGGAUUCUGGUCAGGAUUAACACCGCCUUCGAGUUUAGCCACGGCCGCCACGGCUCUUGCCGGGCUCUUCUUGGUCGUCGCCGCGUACUUCACUUCCACUAGGUAAAAACAAAGAAUAAUCUAAUUCAAGUUACCCUCAAGCCUUAGUAGUAGUUACACAGUCAGAACACUCUAAGCCAAAAAAAAAAAAAUUUAAAGAUUUCUAAGAAUAAAAGUAGUAGAUGAAAGCUCUAAAACGAAGUCACACUACGUCGUCGUCUUCAAAUAACUCGUCACCGUCGUCGUCGUCUUCAUCAUCUUCAUCUUCAUGGGUUCAUUUGCGUUCGGUUCUAUUCGUUGUUACUUCUUCCUCACCAGCUUCUUGUUCUUCUUCUGAUCGGGGUCGCCUCAAGUCACCCUGGUCACGCAGGAAAAGAAAGCAGGCUCUUUCUCCCCAUCAAUGGAGAAGUCUCUUUAUGGCAGAUGGGAAGUUCCGUGAUGGUGGUGUUAAGUUCUUGAAGAAAGUGCGCAGUAGAGGUGUAGAUCCCAGCAUUAGGGCAGAGGUCUGGCCAUUCCUCCUUGGAGUCUAUGAGUUAAACAGUUCCAAAGAGGAAAGAGAGUUUAUAAGAACUCAGAAAAGGAAGGAAUAUGAGAAGCUACGCAGAGAGUGCCGGAGGCUUCUCAAACACAGCAAAGGGGGUUCUAAGUUAAAAAAAAUUAGUGGAACUGGCUACAAUGAAGACAGUGGAAGUGUCAUUCAAGACACAGACACUUCAAGUUCUGAAGAUGUGGUUAGUGCCAGGGAAUCUCUCUCUAGUGAGGAAAGGAAUGCAGAUGCUGAUUACUCGGACGAUCCCUCCAGUGUGUUGUUGGAAAGGGAUGAUAGUUCAACUAGAAUCACAAAUGUUGAUCCCUCCACUCUAAAUUCUGAGUCAUCUGACUCAGACUCCUCUGAAGACCCUGAAGUGAUUCAAGCCUACCCCAGUUCAGAAGGUAGGGAAGUGACUAAUGCUGAUGAGCAGCCUUCAGAAGGGAAUAUAUCUCCUGCAAGAACAGUCCAUUCAAAAGUACCCACAACCGAAGAUUUUGCUACUUGGCAGCGAAUCAUUCGCCUAGAUGCUGUGCGUGCCAAUUCUGAAUGGAUGCCAUAUUCUCCUUCUCAGGCUGCUGUAUCAGAAGGUAGGGCACGCCGCUCUGCUAGUGCUGUUGGUUUAAAGGAUUAUGAUCAUCUGGAGCCCUGUAGAAUUUUCCAUGCUGCACGACUAGUUGCCAUUCUCGAAGCAUAUGCACUUUAUGACCCUGAAAUUGGCUACUGCCAGGGGAUGAGUGAUCUACUUUCUCCUAUAAUUGCUGUGAUAACCGAGGAUCAUGAAGCAUUCUGGUGUUUUGUGGGUUUCAUGAAGAAAGCUCGGCAUAAUUUUAGGCUUGAUGAGGUGGGGAUUCGAAGGCAGCUGAAUAUUGUUUCCAAGAUAAUAAAAUGUAAGGAUUCUCACCUUUACAGGCACUUGGAGAAACUUCAAGCUGAAGACUGCUUUUUUGUUUAUAGGAUGGUGGUAGUAUUGUUUAGAAGGGAAUUGACUUUUGAGCAGACACUUUGCCUCUGGGAGGUCGUAUGGGCAGAUCAGGCAGCCAUUAGGGCUGGGAUUGGAAAAUCCGCAUGGAGUAGGAUAAGGCAACGAGCCCCACCAACAGAUGAUCUGUUGCUCUAUGCAAUUGCAGCUUCAGUUCUGCAGAGAAGGAAGUUGAUCAUAGAGAAAUAUAGCAGUAUGGAUGAGAUAUUAAGGGAGUGCAAUAGCAUGGCUGGGCAACUUGAUGUAUGGAAACUAUUAGAUGAUGCACAUGACUUGGUUGUGACUCUGCACUAUAAGAUAGAGUCAUCUUAUUAAUAACUGCAUAGCUGAAUGCCGGCUUCUUUAUGUGCUUCAGUUCUUUUCUGGAUAUUGGAUUUCUGGGUAUCUCAAGUUUCUUUUUCCACUGCUGGAAAUAAGCGAUGUAUAGGCUAUCAGGAUUGAGUUAUGCCUAUGCUUAUAGCUUUCAGGUGUAAUUCUGUGUUCCUUGAACUAAGUAAUCUUAGGCUCUGGGAAUUUCAAUUCUUUGAAAGAUUACUUAUUUAGAUUUUAUUGGACUCUACUUUACCAUUUUGACAAAAUUGACAAGGAAUAUGAAAUUUAAGUUAUAUGAUUACUAGUUUACCACAGAA